Messenger RNA from Malurus melanocephalus (red-backed fairy wren), 4038 nucleotides. It is a transcript of the gene INSRR, whose product is annotated as insulin receptor related receptor. The transcript has 20 exons. Gene Ontology annotation, biological process: positive regulation of MAPK cascade; positive regulation of phosphatidylinositol 3-kinase/protein kinase B signal transduction; glucose homeostasis. The record is from RefSeq and is a predicted model, not a curated record. NCBI's taxonomy places the organism in Eukaryota, Metazoa, Chordata, Aves, Passeriformes, Maluridae. Gene Ontology annotation, cellular component: membrane; axon; insulin receptor complex. Gene Ontology annotation, molecular function: insulin receptor substrate binding; phosphatidylinositol 3-kinase binding; insulin receptor activity.
AUGGGGCCGAGGGGGCUGCGACCCCCGCGCCUGGGGGUGAUGCUGCUGCUGCUCGGCCACCUCCCGCUGCCCCCCGUGCGGGCUCCCUCCGAAAUCUGCGGCAGCAUGGACAUCCGCAACGACGUCUCCCAGCUGCGGAAGCUGGAGAACUGCUCCAUCAUCGAGGGCAACCUGCAGAUCCUGCUGAUGUUCACCACGGGCGCCGAGGACUUUCGGGGGCUCAGCUUCCCUCGCCUGCUUAUGAUCACGGAGUACCUGCUCCUUUUCCGCGUCUACGGGCUGGAGAGCCUGCGGGAUCUCUUCCCCAACCUCUCGGUCAUCCGCGGCACCAACCUCUUCUUCAGCUACGCCUUGGUCAUCUUUGAGAUGCCGCACCUGCGGGACGUGGGGCUGCACAGCCUGGGCCACAUCCUGCGCGGUUCGGUGCGCAUCGAGCGCAACCAGGAGCUCUGCCACCUCUCCACCAUCGACUGGGGGCUGCUGCUGCCUGAUGCUGGUGACAGCACCUACAUCGUGGGCAAUAAACUGGCUGAGGAGUGCGCCGACGUCUGCCCGGGCAUCCUGGACGUGGAGAAGCCAUGCGUGCAGACCAGCGUCAAUGGACAGCUGGAAUAUCGCUGCUGGACUUCCAGCUACUGCCAGAAAGUGUGCCCGUGCGGCGCGGGCUCAGCGUGCACGGCGACGGGCGAGUGCUGCCACACCGAGUGCCUGGGGGGCUGCGGCCGUCCCCGCGACAGCCGCGCCUGCGUCGCCUGCCGCCACUUCCACUUCAACGGGCACUGCCUGCCCUCGUGCCCGCCCCGCACCUACGAGUACGAGGGCUGGCGCUGCGUCACCGCCGAGUACUGCGCCAGCCUCCGCAAGGUCUCCGACAACCCCCGUGACGCCUCCAAGUUCGUCAUACACCAGCGGCAGUGCCUCUCCGAGUGUCCCUCGGGCUACACCAGAAAYGAGAGCAGCAUGUUCUGCCACAAGUGUGAGGGGCUGUGUCCCAAGGAGUGCAAGGUGGGCACCAAGACCAUCGAUUCGACGCGGGCGGCGCAGGAGCUGGGGGGCUGCACCCUCAUCGAGGGGAACCUCAUCCUCAACAUCCGCCGGGGCUAUAACCUGGCCUCGGAGCUGCAGAGCAGCCUGGGGCUCAUCGAGACCAUCACGGGCUUCCUGAAAAUCAAACACUCCUUCGCCCUCGUCUCCUUGUCCUUCUUCAAGAACCUCAAGCUGAUCCGUGGUGACUCCAUGGUGGAUGGGAAUUACACCCUGUACGUCCUGGACAACCAGAACCUGCAGCAGCUCUGGGACUGGAACCACCACGUCCUCUCCAUCCCYGUGGGCAAGAUGUACUUUGCCUUCAAUCCCAAGCUGUGCCUGGCCGAGAUCUACCGCAUGGAGGAGGUGACGGGCACCAAGGGGCGGCAGAACAAGGCGGAGAUCAACCCGCGCACCAACGGGGACCGGGCGUCCUGUAAGACCCAGACCCUGCGCUUCAUCUCCAACGUCACCGAGUCCGACCGCAUCUUCCUCAAGUGGGAGCGGUACCGGCCCCCCGAGUACCGGGACCUCCUCAGCUUCAUUGUCUACUACAAGGAGUCACCCUUCCAGAACGUGUCGGAGUACGUGGGGCAGGACGCCUGCGGGGCCCAGAGCUGGAACGUGCUGGACGUGGAUCUGCCGCUGAGCAGUGAGCAGGAGCCGGGGGUGACGCUGCUCAACCUCCGUCCCUGGACCCAAUACGCCAUCUUUGUGCGCGCCAUCACCCUCACCACGGCCGAGGAAGGGCGCAACUACGGGGCGCAGAGCGAGGUGGUUUACAUCCGCACCAUGCCAGCGGCCCCAACGGUGCCCCGGGAUGUCAUCUCCAUGUCCAACUCCUCCUCCCACAUCGUGGUGCGCUGGAAGCCGCCCACGCAACGCAACGGCAACAUCACCUACUACCUGGUGCUGUGGCAGCAGCUGGCCGAGGACAUGGAGCUCUACAUCAACGACUACUGCCAUAAAGGCCUGAAGCUGCCCACCAGCAGUGCAGACACACGUUUCGGGUUUGGGGAUGGCCCCGAAGGGGAGCAGGAUGCGGAGGAGCGGUGCUGCCCCUGCCGCCCCACUGACGGGCAGCUCCGCGUGGAGGGCGAGGCCGAGUCCUUCCAGAAGAAGUUUGAGAACUUCCUGCACAAUUCCAUCACCAUCCCCAGGCCACCCUGGAAGGUGACAUCCAUCAAUAAGAACCCGCAGAGGACCCCAAAGCAGCGCAGGGACGUGUUGGCUGUCACAUCCCCGGCCAAUGGCUCCUCAGCGGAGCCUCAGGCCCCGAGCCGCCCCAGAGGCGAGCCCAAACCCAACUUCCAGAUCUUCGAGGACAAGGUGGUGCGYGACCGGGCGGUGCUGUCGCGGCUGCGCCACUUCACCGAGUACCGCAUCGACAUCCACGCCUGCAACCACGCCGCACACACCGUGGGCUGCAGCGCCGCCACCUUCGUCUUCGCCAGGACCAUGCCUGAGCUGCAAGCUGACAACAUUCCCGGCAAUGUCACGUGGGAGCCGGCCAGCAAGAACAGCGUCCUGCUGCGCUGGGAAGAGCCCAGGAACCCCAACGGGCUCAUCCUUAAGUAUGAGAUUAAAUACAGCCGGGAGAGCGAGGUGAGAGCCCCCUGUGGCGUCUCCUGUCUACCCAUGGUUAGAGGGGUACAGCACUCGGCCACACAGGGAUCAGAGGGUGCUGCUGGUUUGGGGAGCUGGGGGCUCCCCCUCUCUGGUGCUGGUGGGACAGAUGAGGUGGGAUGAGCCCUCAGACCUCUGCUCCCGGCAGCCGAGGAGGAGUCCGGCAGCUUCUACAUCCUGCUCACUGUCACGCCCGUGGUGCUCAUGGUGCUCAUCUCCUGCCUGGCCGUCUUCGUCUUCUUCUACAACAAGAAGAGACGUGGAUGGGGAUGGGAUGAAGAUGAGGGUGGGGAUGCAGAUGGGGUUAAUUACAGUGAUGGGGAUGGGGUGAUCCCCGCUCAMCCCACAGUGUACAUGCCUGAUGAGUGGGAGGUGUCCCGAGAGAAGAUCACAGUGAUCCGGGAGCUGGGACAGGGCUCCUUUGGGAUGGUGUAUGAGGGGGUGGCGCUGGGGCUGGUCACGGAGGGAGAGGAGACCAAGGUGGCCCUGAAGACAGUCAACGAGCUGGCCACCAUGCGGGAGCGCAUCGAGUUCCUCAACGAGGCCUCUGUCAUGAAAGCCUUCAAGUGCCACCACGUGGUCCGUCUGCUCGGCGUUGUGUCCCAGGGCCAGCCAGCUUUGGUCAUCAUGGAGCUGAUGACACGUGGAGACCUCAAGAGCUACCUGCGAUCGCUACGGCCCGAAGCUGAGAACAACCCCGGGCUGCCRCCACCAUCGCUCAAGGACAUGAUCCAGAUGGCCGGCGAGAUCGCCGAUGGCAUGGCGUACCUCAACGCCAACAAAUUYGUGCACCGGGACCUGGCUGCCCGCAACUGCAUGGUGUCCGAGGACUUCACCGUCAAGAUUGGAGAUUUCGGCAUGACCCGGGAUAUCUACGAGACGGAUUAUUACCGGAAAGGGGGCAAGGGGCUGCUCCCCGUGCGCUGGAUGUCCCCCGAGGCGCUCAAGGACGGCAUCUUCAACACGCAGUCUGACGUGUGGUCCUUUGGCGUGGUGCUGUGGGAGAUCGCCACCCUGGCUGAGCAGCCCUACCAGGGCAUGUCCAACGAGCAGGUCCUGCGCUUUGUCAUGGACAACGGCAUCCUGGAGCGGCCCGAAAACUGCCCUGACGAGCUCCACGAGCUGAUGUGCCUGUGCUGGCAGCAGAACCCGCGCCAGCGCCCMUCCUUCGUCCAGCUGCUGGAGCGCAUUAAGGACCACAUGGCACCCGCUUUCCGCACCCUCUCCUUCUUCUACAGCCCCGAGAACGGCCAUCACGGCUCGGGAGAAGCCUCUGACACUGAGACAGACCCGUCCCCCGAGGAGGAUGAGCCCCCUGCAUCCCCCCUGCCCACACGCAAGGACCACAGCUCUGGCCAGCUCCCCAACGGGACGGCCCGACUUUGA